Sphaeroforma arctica JP610 is the source of this 1167-nucleotide messenger RNA. RefSeq lists its product as hypothetical. NCBI's taxonomy places the organism in Eukaryota, Ichthyosporea, Ichthyophonida. Gene Ontology annotation, molecular function: protein binding. The transcript is spliced from 6 exons. The coding region runs from base 1 to 1167 and encodes 388 amino acids. Gene Ontology annotation, biological process: ribosomal large subunit biogenesis. Gene Ontology annotation, cellular component: nucleolus; preribosome, large subunit precursor. The record is from RefSeq and is a predicted model, not a curated record.
AUGAAGUUGUGGAUAGGAGACGAGACGGGGCAGCUCAAGGGUGUGAGUGUGGAGGAAAAGAAGAUCGAAAGCAGAUACCUCACACUAGCACGCGACAACGAGAUUGCGUUCAUGUCAUUUGGCCCUGGUUCCACUGAUGUAAUUAGAAGCGAAAAUAUACUUUGCGGGUUAAAACACGCAGGGAAAGUGAACGUACAUUCACACGAGGAUGGAGAAAUUUUAAAGACGUUUACAGCACCUCCUGGGGAGAUGGUGGGUAUGAGCGUGUUAGACGGAGAUAGUGAUGAUACGAGCAAGUGCAGAGUUAUGAUAGCAUGCAAAGAGAGCGAUACAAAGGGCUGUGUGCAGUACAUAAACUGGGACGAUAGUAAGGUUGUAUACGAGCGGGCAUUUGAGGAGAACCUAGGAUGUGUGCGUGUAUCGAACGAGAAUACUAAUAUAUAUGCAACCGGGGGAAAGGAUAAUAAUUUGAAGAUAUAUAAUAUAAAUAAGGAACAAGCUAUAUUUAAGGCUAAGAAUUUGCCGAAUGAUAUGACGGAUCUGCAAGUGCCUGUGUGGAUUAGGGACAUAAGUUUUGUGCCAGGAAGUGAUGCGACGAAAGUUGUGGCCGGCACUGGUCACUAUGAGAUCCAAUACUACGAUACAAAAGUGAAGAAACGGCCCGUCCUCCACCAGACUGUCAGUGAGCAUCCUAUUAUGUCGGUGGCUGUCACCAGCGAUGCAAAGAGUGUUGUCUUCGGUACGGCAGCAGGGGAGACCAAACGGCUUUCGCUCGAGAGUGGAGAAGUACUCAACGCUUACAAAGGCGCGUCUGGGUCAGUGCGUUGCGUUCAGGUGCAUCCAGCGCUGCCCUAUGUGGCUUCGUGCGGGCUGGACAGAUACGCUAAAGUACAUCACAUAGAGACGGGGAGAUUGGUCGCUAAGGUCUACAUGAAGACCAAACUAAACGCACUCCUGUUCUACGGCGAAGAGAAGCGGGAAGAAAAGGGAAAUUCGGAGAAGGCAAACAAGCGGGUGCGUAGCACUGGGGAUGGAGACAAUGAAGGUAGCUCUGCCGAUGAGGAGACCGACGUCUGGGAUGAACUCGAGGAAGUGGUGGAGAAAGACGACGAUGAUCUCGGCAAGACAGCCAGUCCCAAGCCCAAGAAAAAGGCCAAAAAAAAUUAA